CGAAGUCAGUAUGGCGAAGCUGUUGGCUGAAUGACUUUUUUACAGUUCCGUCGGGUCCUAAAACCCCGCACCGUGUGGAUGCUGUUGAAGACUGUCCUGGAGGAGAGAGGGAAAACCGACCUCCUGCGCUUUAAUGGUGCUCAUUUCAGCCUGACCAUUUGGUCGAAGGACACCACAACACACCACUCAAGGUCUCCACCUGUGGUCGUGUGACAUGAAGCCCUGAGAAACAACUUCUCUCUGUUCCUCCUCAGUCUGGCAACUCCAACCGGAAGCACAAACUUGGUGGGAAGCACAGAAUGAUCAUUCCAGUUACCAUGGUGGCGCACUGACACCGUCACCGCUCACCUUUCCUCCCGUGUUUAGUUUGCCUGCAUCGCCAGCCACUGUAACAAUGAGCUCUCACACUCGCCAAGGUGGCUUGAGCAGCAAGGAUCAGCCUUUGGAACUUCUCAAACCAUCUGCACUCAACCAUUUCGUGGACGUGAGCACUGCAGCACUGCCCACGCAGGUGCCCCCCACCACCACAGCCAUCCUUCCCAUGGACCUGCGCGUAGUGGACCACCCUCACCACCACCACCACCAGCAGCCCCCCUUCGGCCUGGUUCCCCAAACCCACCCCAUGCCAAGCGCCUCCACAGGUUGCACCACAUCAACAGAGCCAGGCCGUGGGCCAGUCAUCAGCCACCCUGAACAGCAGCUGCAGCAGGAGCUUGUGACUCUCAAACACAAGCAGCAACUGCAGAGGCAGCUUCUGAUUGCCGAGUUUCAGAGGCAACAUGAACAGCUGUCGCGACAACAUGAAGUGCAGCUGCAGGAACACAUCCAGCAUCAGCAGGAUCUACUGGCCCUCAAACACCAACAGGAGCUGUUGGAGCAUCAGAGGAAGAUGGAGCAGCAGCGUCACGAGCAGCAACUGGAGAAGCAGCAGCGGGAACACAAACUCCAACAGCUCAAAAACAAGGAGCGGGGACAAGAGAGUGCAGUGGCCAGUACAGAGGUAAAGAUGCGGCUUCAGGAGUUUGUCCUGAAUAAGAAGAAAGCGCUGGCUCAGCGAAAUCUAAACCACUGUCUGCCCAGUGACCCUCGCUACUGGUAUGGGAAAACUCAGCACAGCUCUCUGGACCAGAGCUCUCCUCCACAAACAGCCUUGUCAGCGUACAACCAUCCAAUGCUGGGCACAUAUGACUCUAAAGAUGACUUCCCUCUCCGCAAAACAGCCUCUGAGCCCAACCUGAAGCUUCGUUCCAGGCUAAAGCAGAAGGUGACCGAGCGCCGCAGCAGCCCUCUGCUCCGCAGAAAAGAUGGUCCCAUCUCUUCUGCAAAGAAACGUUCUCUAGAUAUGGCCGAGUCUGCAUGCAACAGUGCACCAGGUUCUGGUCCCAGUUCCCCUAACAACAGCUCUAGUAACAUCCCCAAUGAGAAUGGGGUCACUUUCUCCGGCAGCUCAGGGGAGGCCUCCCUGCUUCAUAGACUGGCUGCAAGGGAAGGUUCACUUAGCCAACUCUCUCUGUACACCUCCCCUUCUUUGCCCAACAUCACCCUGGGACUGCCAGCCACAGGACUUGCCAACACUGUGGUAACUGGACACCAAGACAGUGAUGGUCAUCUGCCUGCGUUACAGCAGGGCAUUCCUCUGACCCCUCCUUUCUUGCCCGCUGCUCACCUGCCCUCCUACUUGGCAUCUUCAACGUUGGACAGGGAGGGAGCUGGAGGAGGCUCAACUGGUCACAACCCGCUCCUCCAGCACAUGGCACUGCUGGAGCACAGCCAUAAUCCAGUGGUUGGUCUGGGUGGACUUUCACUUCCGUCGCCCGCUGUCUCAAAGCUCGCACGGGGCCACCGUCCACUCGGCAGAACCCAGUCGGCCCCUCUGCCCCAACAACAGUGUGUCCAGGUCCAGGCGCUGCAACAUCUGGUGGUCCAGCAGCAGCACCAGCAGUUCCUGGAGAAACACAAACAACUGUUCCAACAGCAGCAGCAGCAGCACAUCAUCAACAAGAUCAUUUCCAAGCCCGGUGAUCAGGUCUCAGGCUCCAGCGCCUCAGGUCCAGCCAGGCAGCAUCAGAGUCACCCCGAGGAGACGGAAGAAGAGCUCCGGGAGCACCAGGGGCUGUCCUCCUCGUCCUCGUUGGCCUCCUCUGCGCCUGCCCCUGCACAGGACACGGGGCCGCUACGUGGGCUGGUCAUCAAACAGGAGCCGCCAGACCUCCAGGAGCAGGAGGAGAGGGAGCUGAGAGAGAGACAAGUUGAACAGGAUUUCUUGUUCAGACAGCAGGCUCUGCUGCUGGAACAGCAGCGGAUUCACCAGCUGAGGAAUUACCAAGCCUCCAUGGAAGCAGCUGGUCUGUCAGUGAGCUACGCUGGACACCGCAAACUCUCCAGGGCUCAGUCGUCUCCAGCCUCUGCCUCCUUCCCCAUGGUCGUACAGGAACCGACGGCUAAGCCGCGAUUUACCACAGGUCUUGUGUAUGACUCUUUGAUGCAGAAGCACCAGUGCAUGUGUGGAAACACCACCAGUCAUCCAGAGCACGCUGGCCGCAUCCAGAGUAUCUGGUCCCGACUACAGGAGACGGGCCUGAGGUCACACUGUGAGUGUAUCCAUGGUAGGAAGGCCUCACUGGAGGAGUUACAAACAGUCCACUCUGAAGCCCACGUCUUGCUGUACGGAACCAACCCACUGCGGCAGAAACUUGACUGUUCAGUGAAUCCCAUGUUUGUGAGGUUACCAUGUGGAGGCAUAGGGGUGGACAGCGACACCAUUUGGAACGAGGUCCAUUCAUCGAGUGCAGCUCGUCUGGCUGUCGGCUCAGUGGUGGAGCUCGUCUUCAAAGUGGCAUCAGGAGAACUUAAGAAUGGUUUUGCUGUCGUUCGACCACCUGGACACCAUGCUGAGGAGAGCACACCUAUGGGCUUCUGUUACUUCAACUCAGUUGCGAUUGCAGCCAAGCUCCUGCAGCAGAGGCUCAAUGUCAGUAAAAUCCUAAUCGUGGACUGGGAUGUUCACCACGGAAACGGCACCCAGCAGGCCUUCUACACUGACCCCAGUGUUCUUUACCUCUCACUGCAUCGCUAUGAUGAUGGAAACUUCUUUCCAGGCAGUGGAGCACCCGACGAGGUGGGAACUGGAGCGGGUGAGGGCUUCAAUGUGAACAUGGCCUUCACUGGAGGACUGGAACCUCCUAUGAGUGAUGCAGAUUAUCUAGCUGCAUUCAGGACAGUGGUUAUGCCUAUUGCCAAUGAGUUUUCCCCAGACGUGGUUCUGGUAUCUUCGGGCUUUGAUGCGGUGGAUGGACAUGCUCCGCCCCUGGGAGGAUACAAACUGACAGCCAAAUGCUUUGGCUACCUGACCAGGCAGCUGAUGGCUCUGGCAGGCGGUCGGUUGGUGCUUGCCCUGGAGGGGGGUCAUGACCUCACAGCCAUAUGUGAUGCCUCUGAAGCCUGUGUCUCUGCUCUGCUUGGCAAUGAGUUGGACCCCAUUCCUGAUGAGGUGCUGCAGCAGAGACCAAAUGCCAACGCGGUCCACUCUAUGGAGAAAGUCAUUGAAGUUCAGAGUAAAUACUGGAGCUCGCUGCAGCGCUCCGUCUCCACACUCGGUUGUUCGCUGAGUGAAGUCCUCCGGCGUGACGCAGAGGAAGCGGAGACCGUCUCCGCUAUGGCCUCAUUGUCUGUUGCCAACAAACACAUUGGAAAGAGAGCUGAAGAGGAACCCAUGGAAGAGGAAGUUCCAAUGUAAAGACACAUCUCACAUCGCCUUUGACCACUCAGACUUUAUCUUUGAUGUUGUCCUCGUCCAGUCAACUUUAAUGUCAAUGCCACUCCUAUUUCUCACUGCUGCCAUAAUCGAGGUGGGUCCUUUUGAUCGGAGAGAGAGAGAGAACGAGCAGAGCUGAAAAAAGUGACGAUUAAUGGAAACGGAAACACUGAAGAGGAGCAAACGCAUUUUACUGAUCAGAAUCUCCGGGUCAGUCGUCAGCACAGAAUGUGUUGUGUUUAAAGAGGAUUUUCUCACAGUGACAUCUUUACGUGCCAGUGCUUUGAAAACACUACAUAGACGUCGUACUUCUCCAAUGCCAGUCCAGAACCGUGCACAGACAAUCUGCAGUCGUCUACCUGAACUGUAGAUCCUUCGUCUCGUUCCUUGUGCUUUAUCUAUCACUCUUUUCUUACUUUAAUCAAACGCCACCAGAGCUGAUGUGAUUGUGACUCUGCACUAAGGAUGGAUCAUUCCUGCUCCUUUUUUCAGAUGAUAUCCAAAUGAACGGAACAAAGUGGUGGAAUUUCUUGGGCUUUUUUUCUUUAGAUGGUUGGAGAUCACACAUGAGUGUUCAGCAGUGAAAAGACCAUGUGCGCUUUGUGCCUUUUUUUAAAAGAAAAACAAAAAAAAACCUGGCGGAUUUUUCUGUUGAGCCUUAAACAAACAGGUUAGGAAAUGAACCUGCUUUCUCCUCAAACCCCUUAAACAUUUCUGUCUGGGAAAGACGUCCUCUGCCUGCAUGUUGUCGGCACAUAGACUCGGCAUGUUUACCUAUAACUCCCUGCAACGACCCGCCGUCUCUCCCCGCACCUCUGUCUUUGUUUCCUCCUCAUUUUUCAGCCUCACCCUGGAAGGUAUAGUUCCCAGCCACGAUUCGGAGUUGGUUCAAUGUAAAAGUGAAUUUAAGUUGUUUUUAAUGUCACACAGUGAAACCUGCAUCACAUCGGCAUCAGUUCAUGCACCGUUCUAAAGACUUCUGAUAAAGACAAAGCUGUUUGUACUCGAAAUAGUGAAGCCAGAGCAUGAAGGUCCUUCAUCUCCUUAAAACAACUGACGAUCGCAAAA
Molecule: messenger RNA, 4822 nt
Organism: Solea solea (common sole)
Lineage: Eukaryota; Metazoa; Chordata; Actinopteri; Pleuronectiformes; Soleidae
Gene: hdac4
Product: histone deacetylase 4
Exons: 28
Coding region: 395-3736 (1113 amino acids)
Biological process (GO): chromatin organization; negative regulation of transcription by RNA polymerase II
Cellular component (GO): histone deacetylase complex
Molecular function (GO): histone deacetylase activity
Source: RefSeq, a predicted model, not a curated record